Messenger RNA from Miscanthus lutarioriparius, 2595 nucleotides. The record is from the annotation of a GenBank genome assembly. Lineage: Eukaryota; Viridiplantae; Streptophyta; Magnoliopsida; Poales; Poaceae.
AUGGCGUCGCCGGAGCAGGAGGCGGCGGUCGCCGCGGCCGUCGUGGAGGACGUGAUGCGGCAGCAGGGCGGAGGAUGCGGCGGCUCAGGAGGAGGAGGAGAUACGGUUGGGUCCUGGAGGAACCUCGACAUUGCCUGGCGCAAGUCGGAGGAAGCUGGAAAUUUGCAUCUUUUAAUGCAACUUAGCAUAAAUCGGGGCCAUUUGAAUUGGUGCUUCCUUUGGUUUGAGAAAUGCAGCAAUAAGAAGGUUGUGGAGGUGCCAUCGGAUUCUACUGUCCCUGCCGAUGGUACAGCUCUGUGUGCAUAUCAGUACUUUGAGAAUGUGAGGAAUUUCCUCAUUGGCCUGCAAGAUUUAGGUCUUCCAACAUUUGAGGCAUCAGACCUGGAAAAGGGUGGACAAGGUGUUCGAGUUGUAGACUGUGUUCUUGCUCUGAAGUUAUUUUGUGAUGCUAAGCAAGUGGGAAAACAAUCUCCAUUCAAAUAUGGUGGCAUUGUAAAGCCUUUGUCUGCAAAGUAUGCCAUUCGCAAGAAUAAUGAACCUUUUAUGAAGACUACUCCAGACUCCAUCCGGAUGCUUGUUCAAACAGUUCUCUCAGAUAAGAAACCAGAAGAAAUUCCUUCAGUUGUAGAAUCACUCUUGAGCAAAGUAAUUAAUGAAUUUGAGCGCCGUAUUGCAAGCCAGAGUGAAUUGGUAUAUUCACUUCUUUUACCAACCUCUCAAUUCUUGCUAGUGGACUCUACACAAGUGGAGUCUACUUCCCCCAGUGAUCUGGAAGAGGCCACUGAAAAUAUUAAGAUGGACGAAGUUGAGAAGAAUGCGUCAAGUCUGACGGAAGAUGUAAGUACAUUAGUACCUGCACCACUAAGCAAUGAUAAUGUCAACAAACAUAUGCCAAAGCCAGUGAGAAAUUUUGAUCGAGAACAGAAACACAUCCAGGAUUUGAAAAGUAACAUGUCCACUGUUAAGUCUUGCAUGGAGCAGUUAAAACUGCUGUACUCUGAAGACCUUAAAAAGCUUGGUGAUCAUUUGCGUAUUGUUUCUCAUGCGGCUUCUGGAUACCGUAAGGUUGUUGAGGAAAACCGCAAGCUUUACAACCAAAUACAAGACCUUAGAGGAAAUAUCAGAGUUUACUGUCGAGUGAGACCUUUCCUUCCUGGAAAAGUAAGUUCCUCGAGCAGUGUUGCUGGAAUAGAAGACAGAACCAUCACACUUAUGGUACCAUCAAAAUAUGGAAAAGAUGCAAAGAAGUCUUUUACUUUCAACAGUGUCUUUGGGCCUCUGGCCACACAAGAGGAGGUCUUUACAGACAUGCAACCUUUGGUCCGUUCUGUUCUUGAUGGCUUCAAUGUUUGUAUAUUUGCAUAUGGUCAAACUGGAUCGGGAAAGACCUUUACAAUGAGUGGUCCCAAAAUUUUGACAGAAGAAGGGCUCGGUGUCAACUACAGAGCACUAAAUGAUCUAUUCAAUAUCCAGGAGCAGAGGAAAGAUACAAUUUGUUACGAAAUUGCUGUACAGAUGAUGGAGGUCUACAACGAGCAAAAUCGUGCAGUUUGCUCAACUGCCAUGAAUGACCGAAGUAGUCGCUCCCAUAGCUGUCUGACUGUUCAUGUUCAAGGACGAGAUUUAACAUCUGGAACAGUCCUAAGAGGUUGCAUGCAUCUUGUGGAUCUAGCUGGCAGUGAAAGAGUUGAUAAAUCUGAAGUGGUAGGAGAUAGAUUAAAGGAGGCAGCGCACAUAAACAAGUCACUGGCUGCACUAGGUGAUGUGAUUGCAGCCCUAGCCCAGAAAAAAAGCACACAUGUUCCUUACAGAAAUAGCAAACUUACUCAACUAUUACAAGACUCUCUUGGAGGACAAGCGAAAACAUUGAUGUUUAUUCACAUAGCUCCAGAACCAGAUGCUGUUAGUGAGUCCAUAAGUACUUUGAAGUUUGCCGAGCGUGUUGCCACUAUUGAGCUUGGAGCAGCCAAGUCAAACAAGGAAGGAGGAGAAGUCAGAGAGCUCAAAGAACAGAUUGCUUGCCUCAGGGCAGCAUUAGCUAGGAAAGAUGGAGAUCAUGAGAGCAUACGAAGCACUCAAUCAAGCCCAGACAUAUAUAGAAUGAGAACGGGUAAUGCAUCACCUGCAUCGAGGCACCCAAUAGAAGAUGGAAGUAUAGAGAACGACUCAGCAUUGGGAGAUUUGGCUGAGCACUCACAGUUCGGGAGCAGCAAUUCCCUGUCAGAGUUGGGACCUGAUGGCACACAAGAUCUAGCCUUCUACCAAAGAAGCAGCCCUGAACAGCAAUGGAGCUGGUCUGGGUCUGUUGCAACAGAGGAUUCCGAUGAUUUCGAGGUUGCAACUAAUUGCUCGUCAGAGCUAGAUUGUGUGAGACCAUCUAGUGCCCCAAAAGCUUCAGGUUUAACAAAUGGAGGGGGCUCAGCUGCAAGAAAGACCCAACUCAAAGGUGCAAAAAGUUCAGACCUUAGAGUGAAUCCUGCAAAAAGGUCAUCGCCAUUACAGAAAAAGCUGAGUGCACCCUCACCAACGCUAAUCAAGAAGAGCGGUGCUGAAGGAAAGAAAACUCCAAAUGGUAAAACAGGAACCAAGAAGUAA